Molecule: messenger RNA, 1099 nt
Organism: Rhipicephalus sanguineus (brown dog tick)
Lineage: Eukaryota; Metazoa; Arthropoda; Arachnida; Ixodida; Ixodidae
Exons: 4
Coding region: 79-597 (172 amino acids)
Biological process (GO): ganglioside catabolic process; lipid transport
Cellular component (GO): cytoplasmic side of plasma membrane
Molecular function (GO): enzyme activator activity; lipid carrier activity
Source: RefSeq, a predicted model, not a curated record
AGAGGCUGCCAGAGCCGUUAAGUGCUCUGCGCGUUCUAGUCUCUAAUUUCUUUUUAGGUGUGACGCGCUAACGAGGAGAUGAGUGAAAAGAUGCUUUCUGCCUUACUCUUAUUAGCCGUGGCUGCGUCCCCACUUCUUGUCCAAGCUUCAGUGCAAACACCCACGCUUACGUCAUGCUCGAGUUCGGAGAAAGUCGUGCUCAGCGACGUCACCAUACAAAACGCUCAGAUUGGCCAGAAGAUGACCGCAAACUUCUCACUUACGAUCAACGAACCACUCAAGUCGAAGCCCAAGCUACAAGUGACACUCACUAAACAGGACGGCAGGAAAGUCAACUGCAUAUCACACAUGGGCUCAUGCAAGUACGACCUCUGUAGAAAAGAUAAUAUUGUUGAGGAGACUCUCAGCAAGUCGUGGGGCAACACAUGCCCUGUUCCAGCAACUACACUGCAAGAGACCGUAGACGUCGUGUUGCCGACCAUGCUGAAGUUUAUUAUAGGCAAUCCUCCGACGACAUUAACUGUAAAGCUUGAAGUCACCAACGAUGAAAAAACUGUCGGAUGCCAGUCGUUCAAGUUUCACAUAGCAGCUGCUUGAGAAGGGUGGAUAAGGAUGUUAGGGGAGGCCAACAAGAUACGCUACAAUUGCUGGGGAAAUUGGAUAUAAACCGCGGAGGUCCGGGAGGGGCUUCUUCUAACCAUUAGUGGUGAAAGAAGACUGUAGCAUAGGAUCGUGACGAAAGAACUGAUUUGUUAUGGGAACAACCACACUUUGUUCACAGACUCAUGGGCAAAAUGUGGAAAACAGUGAAGUCAUGUGCUACCGUCAUGAAAAAUAAAGAACUUUAACUUUUAGAUAUGUUACUUUGGUGGACUACGGAAAUGUUAGGUGAAAUUGUUGUUUUCUCUUUCUUUACUUACACAUUUACGCACGUCGCGUAUGUCUUGAGUUACACAAAUCAAGAUGCGAGCGUUCAGAAUACAAUACUAUGGUGCCAUAAAGUAGGCUGAGAACUUAAGCGUCACCAAAUUUUUAUGCCUUCGCUUGGCGAAUAUGUACGUUGAAAACAGCGUAAUCUAUUAAAGGCGUAUAAAAUGGC